AUGGCCGACGAUGACGGCGAAACCAAGUUCCGUGGACUCAUGAAGAGUCUAAAUCUUGACGAGUCACAGUUACCCACAUACCCCAUAAAUUUUGGUGACUUUACCAUCGAGGAAUUGGCCCCGAUCAAGCGGCUGAUCGAAGACCAAUUAGGCCUCCUAUUUGACUUGCUUCACAACCAGUACCACGCCGAUAUGGACUCCAAUCUCACCGUCAAUGGCUUCCCUCGCUCUGAUAUCGAUGUGAUGAACGUCCGGCUUCUCCGAGUGAAGAUUAUCCGUCUCCGCAACGAUAAUAAGGCGUUACUCAAAGUGAUGGAAACCAAGCUCGAACAGGCGUUUGCUCAACAUAAAUCCGAUGCUAUGGCUAUCGACGAUGAUGAGCCAGUAAUGGUCGAGCACUCCGACGCUGCUCCUUCGCCUAAAAAGGCGAUUGAGUAUACUAUUCCCUUUGCCCGCGUAACUGAGGUGGCUCCCGAGGGACCUGCCUACGCUCUGGGGUUAAGAGAUGAUGACGAAAUCGUUGUGUUUGACGGUGAUAUCCACGCUGCUAACCACGACAAAUUGCAAGCCUUAGUCAAACGAGUGGCACCGGGAAGAAAAGUGUCCGUAGUGGUACAACGCGGUUCCGACCGAGUGGACUUGACGUUAACCCCUAAUAAAUGGCAAGGGCGGGGUAUUCUUGGCUGCCGGGUGUUGCCAUUAUGA
Molecule: messenger RNA, 705 nt
Organism: Diutina rugosa
Lineage: Eukaryota; Fungi; Ascomycota; Pichiomycetes; Serinales; Debaryomycetaceae
Exons: 1
Coding region: 1-705 (234 amino acids)
Biological process (GO): proteasome regulatory particle assembly
Cellular component (GO): nucleus; cytoplasm
Molecular function (GO): protein binding
Source: RefSeq, a predicted model, not a curated record